AUGAGUAUAAUGGCAGAGCAAGCAACGAUAACCAGACCUCUGACAUCCUCUAAACGGCACAAGAGUGUGAGGAAGAACUCCAGGAGAAUCUACUCAGCGUAUCAGGAUAAUGCAGGGCCGUCUGAUGAUGAGGAGAAGGACGAGGUGCGAGUGGACAGCAAUGACCCCGAGGAGAUGUUUCAGAACAUUCAGUACCAAAAGGAGAUCAUCGCCAACAUCCGAACACGACCCUGGCCGAUGCGGCGCAAACUCCGAGUCUUAAAACAGGCCAGAGAGAUCGUUUUGAAGUACGAAGGCAGACUCACCAGGACUCGGGGCUACCAGACUGCAGGGGCAGAUCUGCUGAAGAAGGUUUCUCGAGUGCUGUACAAUGUGCUUGUUUUAUUCAUCCCAUGGGAAAUGAGGAUUAAAAAGAUUGAAAGUCACUUUGGAUCUGGUGUGGCGUCCUACUUUAUUUUCCUUCGGUGGCUUUUUGGCAUUAACAUCGUCCUCACCAUCAUGACUGGAGCCUUCAUCGUUUUGCCUGAGCUCCUGGCCGGCGCGCCGUUCGGCACCACACGCAGCAAAACCAUCCCCAAGGAGCAGGUCUCCUCCGCUCAGGACCUGGACACCAUCUGGUCACUAGGGGGUUACCUGCAAUACUCCGUACUCUUUUACGGCUACUAUGGCAACGUGCGUAAGAUUGGCAGUGCCGGCUACCGCCUGCCCCUGGCCUAUUUUCUGGUUGGGAUGGCUGUUUUUGCCUACAGUUUCAUCACUCUGUUAAGAAAAAUGGCGAAGAACUCGCGGCUGAGUUUGGCCAGUGCUUCUGAUGAGAACUACACGUUCUGCUGGAGGAUCUUCUGUGCGUGGGACUACCUGAUUGGCAACCCCGAGGCGGCUGAGAGCAAAGGAGCAGCCAUCGUUAAUAACAUCAGAGAAGCCAUUGUGGAAGAACAAGAGAAGAAGAAAGACACAAGCCUUGCCGUCCUGAUCAGCCUGCGGAUCCUGGCCAACAUUCUGGUCCUGCUGUCACUGGCAGGCAGUAUCUACAUCAUCUAUUUUGUGGUGGACCGCUCCCAGAAGCUGGAGCAGCAGAAAGCCGAGCUGACAUUAUGGGAAAAGAACGAGGUAAGUGUGGUGGUCUCCCUCAUCACUAUGAUCGCCCCCUCAGCCUUCGAGCUUGUGGCCCAGUUGGAGAUGUACCACCCUAGAACAAGCCUGCGUUUCCAGCUGGCCAGGGUGUUGGUGCUGUAUCUUGGCAACCUUUACAGUCUAAUCAUCGCCUUGCUGGACAAAGUGAACAGCAUGAGCUCUGCUCCAGGGAACUGGUCUAAUUCCACCUCUUACCUGGCCACUGUCUCGGCCGAGACCAACCUGUCCACCGCUGUCCCUGAGAUUGCCGAGGUCAGGAAUGGUACUUUCACCACAGCUGCUGUGGACCUGAACCACACUGCUGUUGACAUGAAGAGUGCCAUGUCUUCUGGGCCACCCGCACCUGUGCUGAUUGUACUCAACCAGACUGUCCUCUCUGGAUACAACGCCAGGAGCCAGCAGGAUCAGUGCUGGGAGACCUACGUCGGGCAGGAAAUGCUGAAACUCUCGAUCAUCGAUAUGAUAUUCACCGUCGCAAGUAUUUUGCUGAUUGAUUUUAUCCGGGGCCUGGUGGUUCGAUACCUGAGUGACUGCUGCUGCUGGGAUCUGGAGAGCAAGUUUCCAGAAUAUGGUGAAUUCAAGAUAGCUGAAAACGUCCUCCAUCUAAUAUACAACCAGGGCAUGAUAUGGAUGGGGGCGUUCUUUUCACCCUGCCUACCCGCCUUCAACGUCCUGAAGCUGAUUGGGCUCAUGUACCUGAGGAGCUGGGCGGUGCUCACCUGCAAUGUGCCUCAUCAGCAGGUCUUCCGUGCCUCCAGGUCAAAUAAUUUCUACCUGUCCAUGCUUCUCUUCAUGCUCUUUCUGUGCAUGCUCCCGACCAUCUUUGCGAUUGUGAGGUACAGGCCGUCGCAGCACUGUGGACCUUUUAGUGGUCAAGAGAAGAUUUACGACAUCAUCUCGGAGACCAUUGACAAGGAUUUUCCCCUGUGGUUCAGUAAGGUGAUGAGUUACGUGACUAGUCCCGUGGUGGUCUUGCCUGCCCUCCUGCUCCUCUUUAUGCUGAUCUACUACCUCCAGUCCAUCGCCAGGUCGCUCAAAUUCACCAACAGCCAGCUCCGCCUUCAGCUCCAGAGCGACCGCACAGAUGAUAAGAAGAAAGUGUUGGCUCGCACACGUAUGCCUGUGUUCUUCUCAGCCCGUCUCCAGUCCCCCGAGGGUGGCAACAAAAAGCCUGAGCAAGAGAGUGACAUCACCAGCGUGGAGUCCCCCGCCCGCUCCACCUCCCCCCCACGCCGCAACGGCACCGUCACCAGCUUCCAGUCGCCCGCUUACCACGGCAACAGCAUUCGCACCAUCUCGCAGUCGGCCUCGCAGGCCGAGGCCAGGGCAGGCAGUGCCCUCUGCAGCCCUUCCACGCCCGUGCGCCCCAAACCCAGGACAGAGCCCGUCCCCACCAGUGCUUACAGGGUGUACGGCAGCCCUUGCGUUCCCCAGAGGCACAUUCACACGGUGGAGUACGUUCCCAUCAGGCAUGCAAGCUAUCUGGGAGGGUCCAGCAGUUCGUGUCGCUCCAAGUCCUACCACCAUGUGGCCUACAGUCCGUCCAUGCGCUACACCGAGAGCGUCCACUCUGAUCCGCUCUUCAGGAAGGGCCUGCGGCCCAUCCUCGCCGAGCCUGCCAUCGUCGCGGCAUCAGGUUACAUGGGCCGGCGGGCCCACGCCACCCGCUACGUCAUCGUCAACGAGCACGAGCCGCGCAAGAAGAUAAUGCGACCCGGCCCACGGCCCUCCCGCCACUACCGCGUGUUGGACGAGCCUGCUGAGAUUGUGGAGCUCUACCCUCGCAACACCAAGCGCUACACAGUUCGCCCGCCCCACCGCAGCCAACCACCACACCUCAGCGAAGAGGAGGAGGAGGAAGUGGCCAAGAACGGAGGGCGCAGGGCAUCCUUUGGGCAGUCGCACCGGCCGCAGUCCCUGUCUGACCUCCGCCAGUCCGCACGUUUUUACAUCGGCGACACCCUGGACAGCCGCGCGGAUCCGAGCUUGUAUGGAGAGCAAGAGGAUGGAGACUACGCCGAACAGUGGGUCGAGGAAGGCUCUCGCUCACGCUCACGGGUGAGCCUGAAGACCCCGGAGGCGUCGCAGGCACACGGAGAGCAGCAUGUCAAACCCAAGAGCAAACGCAAGGGGGAGCCAUCACUCACCGAGUCUGAUUCUGCCUCUCUGGCUUCUAGCAGUGACCAACAGAACAGCAGUACUGACCAGUACAUUCAGGUCAUCCACAACAAGGAAAAGUACCUGAAGCCCAACACCAAGCUAACCAAAAAAAAGCCCAAAACCAGUGGUGAACGAAAUGUUCCUGGAGCAAAUGAUCUUGUGUGCUCAAAGGUCUAACUCAUUUGUUAUCACUGAAGCUGUUGUAUAUGAAACUGAUAGUAGCUAUUCUCUAAAGGUUCCUGUCAUUGGAUUGCACAUUUAUUGCUUUAUUGCCUUGUUGUAAAGCACAUAAUUGACUAGGCUACAGUGACCAAAAGAGAAAAGCUGUAUUUUGCACAAAUCAAGUGUAUAUUUGCAUAGAUAGAUAGAUAGAUAGAUAGAUAGAUAGAUAGAUAUUCUGUAUGCAGUACU
Electrophorus electricus (electric eel) is the source of this 3705-nucleotide messenger RNA. NCBI's taxonomy places the organism in Eukaryota, Metazoa, Chordata, Actinopteri, Gymnotiformes, Gymnotidae. The record is from RefSeq and is a predicted model, not a curated record.